Messenger RNA from Hibiscus syriacus, 1291 nucleotides. RefSeq lists its product as uncharacterized. The transcript is spliced from 8 exons. The record is from RefSeq and is a predicted model, not a curated record. The coding region runs from base 14 to 982 and encodes 322 amino acids. Lineage: Eukaryota; Viridiplantae; Streptophyta; Magnoliopsida; Malvales; Malvaceae.
GCUUUCAGUCGGAAUGAAGAACUCACAGAGCACCCAAGAUACAAAACCCUCAACUCAUGCUUCACAUGAACCAAAAACAGAACAGCAAAACAACCAAACAGCAGAUGGCCCCGUAGCAGACUCUGGCUCUUUAUCUGCUUCAAGCAAUGACAGCCGAAAAGUUUCACGCCAAGAUAUUGAGCUUGUCCAGAAUUUAAUUGAACGAUGCUUACAAUUAUACAUGACUAGGGAUGAGGUUGUCAAAACCCUCCUUAAUCGAGCGAGGAUAGACCCUGGAUUUACAACUUUAGUGUGGCAGAAGCUGGAAGAGGAAAAUGCUGAUUUUUUCAGUGCCUAUUAUAUAAGGUUGAAGUUAAAGAAGCAAAUCAUUUUAUUCAACCAUUUGCUCGAGCAUCAGUAUCAUCUGAUGAAAUAUCCUGUGCCUCCAAAGGUUCCUCUGGCCCCAAUACAAAAUGGGAUUCAUCCCAUUCCCGUUAACAACUUACCAAUGGGAUACCCUGUGCUGCAACAACCUCCGAUUCCAGUUACAGGACAACCUCAUAUUGAUUCCAUGGGUAUAUCAAGCUGUCAUAUGGUCGAUGGAGUCCCUGCUUCCAGCAAUUUUCAACCUAUGCGGAUGAAUUCUGGGAAUGACAUGGUGAUGGACAACAAUGCUAGUGAUGCAAUACACACAUUUCCUCCAACAACUGCCAUGCCAUCUAUGUCAGAGAUGCCUGGACCUGAUAAUGGAGCUGGGAAUUCUAGAGAUUCCCUUAGAUCAUUUGAUCAGAUUCAGUGGAAUUUCAGUCUCACAGAUCUGACAGCAGAUUUGUCGAACUUGGGAGAUUUAGGAGCCCUUGGAAACUACCCCGGUUCUCCUUUUCUUCCUUCUGAUUCGGAAAUGUUGCUUGAUUCUUCAGAGCAAGAGGAUAUAGUGGAGGAAUUUUUUGUCGAUUCCGUCCCCGUGCAGCUGUGCUCCCCAUAUGAUGAAGAAAAAUCCUAGGCCAAGGUGAGUGUUGUAGCUUAUCUUCUUCAAGUUGUUAGGAUAGGUUAGAGUUAGAUCAAUAAGGGCAGGCAUUUGACGUAUAUUCGUAAGGGGCAUCUUGUUAACAAAUCCCAGCAUCUCAGUAGUGUAAUUUUAGCUUCAUCAACCAAAUAGCAAUUAGCAAAACAGGAAGGCAAGCCAAGCUCUCUCGAUGAUGGAUACGAGACUUCAUUGUUAUUUGGAGAAUCUGAGGGACCGUUUGUUUGUUGUCUUUUCUUUUGCGUUGCCAUCUUUUCCAAAUUCCAAUAAUAAUCUUCACGUAUCAUA